UUUUAUAAACUAUUCCAAACAAGGAAACACGUCAUGAAGUGGAAAUACAUUGUGCCCUUUCCUUUGCCUGUCAGGCAGCAGUUACCAAACGUGUACCGCCACAAAAAAAAUCUCCACCAGCCAAAAAAGGAGAAGGAAAAUCAGCAUUUUUUUUCUGGUAUCAUGUUGGAAAAACUAACUCUGAUUUGAACAAUAUUGGGUUUUCGGUCUCUGUCUGAUUGCCUCAUGACAUGAAGUGCAUCCUGAAAAACCACACUCAGGGCUUAAUCUCCCCACAUACAGGAAGGCUGAGUUACCAAGGAGACGGAAGCUUCUGGGAUAGCCUCUCUGCUAACCGUUAGACGGACUAGCCGUUAGCCGUUACACCCAGAGGGAGACCAGACAAGACUCUCGGUGCCGCAUGUUUUUGUUUAGGGGGACAUCUUUAGCAUGGCGGAGCUGCACAUUAUCGGCCAGAUCGUCGGGGCCAGUGGUUUCCCAGAAAACAGCCUAUUUUGCAAAUGGGGAGUGCACACGGGAGGGGCAUGGCGUCUCCUGUCUGGGCUGAAGGAGGGUCAGACCCAGGUGGACGUGCCCCAGACAGGAGACAUGGCGUACUGGAGCCACCCGGUCGAUCUGCACUACGCGACCAAGGGGCUCCAAGGCUGGCCGAAGCUCCACCUCCAAGUCUGGCACCAGGACUCCUUCGGCCGCUGCCAGUUGUACGGUUACGGUUACUGCCAUGUCCCAUCCAGCCCCGGACACCACCGGAUCAGCUGUGCGACCUGGAGGCCGCUCGGCUCGUGGCAGGAGCAGCUGGCGGAGAUGUUUGUCGGCGGAGGACCGCAGCUCCGCAGCCCGGAGCUCAUAUACAGCGGGGCGGACAGGUACAGGCUGCACACCGAAGCCAUGGGGACCGUGGAGCUGGAGCUGGGCGUCAUCAUGAGACACUUUGACAAAUAUGGCGUCGAGAGUUAACGUCAACACGGUGGAGAAAAAGGGCGAUAUGAACUUGUGAUGGAUUUUAUACACUGCAGUCGGAUGCCAGACACAUUUUAGUAAAGUUUUGUACUUUUUUUUAAAAAAAAAGUUUCGUUUGUGUUUUAUACAGUAUGUAAAUAAAGAAACGGUCGUGGUAACGAAGUUGGUUUCUUGUUGGUAUAUCCUAUCAGAGAACUCUCGCCCAAUGUCAAGCUGAGAUUCGUCACCCUGUUAAAAUAAUCACCUAAGUAAUUUUUUGAAGUUUUGCAGGAAACACAAAAAACUUCACCAAAAGUGUAACAUAUGACAUUUAUUGAUCAUUUCGCUCAAAAAGGAUGUAACAAAGGAUGGCUAUUGACAUAGUAAUAACACUGUGUGUAAAUUAUGUAACUUAAGAGAAAUAAACGACUUGGGCAAUUUU
Molecule: messenger RNA, 1381 nt
Organism: Centropristis striata (black sea bass)
Lineage: Eukaryota; Metazoa; Chordata; Actinopteri; Perciformes; Serranidae
Gene: b9d2
Product: B9 domain containing 2
Exons: 1
Coding region: 430-957 (175 amino acids)
Biological process (GO): cilium assembly
Cellular component (GO): MKS complex
Source: RefSeq, a predicted model, not a curated record